CCUGCUAUCCCAAACACACAUGUUAAUAAAAUAAAAAUUAAAAAAUAAAAUAAAAUAGUAAUAGGGAGUAAUAAUUAAUAUCAGCCAAAUACUCAAAAUUUAUUUUACUCCCCACUGCACUUUUCAAAAUAACGCACUAUUGCGUCAAAGCAGAGGGUGGCGCGUGAUUUAUUUCAUUUUCGCUCAUAGAACGUAGCGAUGAAUAUUUCCUCAGUUCAAAAGCUCUGUCAACAUUUUAUUUGUUCUGCAAUUCAAAGAUGUCGCAAAUCGGACGAUCUUUGCAGAAUAUCUGUAAUGCUCAAAUCAAAUUCAUCUUGGGAUACUUCUCUUGUUCGAAUCUCAAUUUCGGAUACGGGUGUGGGAAGUUUCUUGGAAGAGUUUCAGGACUUGAAAUGCACUGGGGAUCCUGCUUCAACUGAAAAAUGGGAUGGAGUUAUUUCUGUCACAACUACCACCAUCUGUGAUAAUGAGAUAUAUCACUAUCGUUUGGAUCUCAAAGAAAUUGUUUCUGCAAGAAGGAUAACAAAGCUACCUUCAAAUUCUAAGAAUGGUGCAAAGUUUAGUGGGACUGAAGUAUCUCUUUCUGCAAUGGAAAGUAUUGAUGAUUUACUGGCAGAGAUUACUAACUUUUUUCGAAAGAUACUCAUAUUAAAGAUUCCUAAGGUUGCAGUUGAACUAGUGGUUGACUGCGGUGACAUUCCUGGAUCACAAUAUGAAAAUCUUAUUCUAGCAAAUGAAUGCAUUCAUUUACCUUCUCCUGCAUCAAGUAUUGAUUGUCUCAAGUCAGGCCUCGAAGAUUAUGUUUUGAAGCAUGAAAAUAUUUUAAAUAAUAUUUGUCACUCUUGCUUCUCAAGUCGGGAGCAUCUUAAGGUUGGAAGUGGAGUCACUUGCUCCCCAGAAAACCAUAGACGUAAUGGGCAGGUGAUGGAAGCUGUGAUUAUUAUCAGUGAAUUAUCAGAUCCAACCACUUCCUCCUGCUUCAGGGCACGUGACGCAAAAACAGAGGUUUUUUAUUUCAAGGACUUCACACUUUGUUCAAUUUCCCAAUCAUCUUUGGACGCAUUGACAAGCAUUGACUGGAAAAGUUUUGGGUUGACUUUGAGGAGCAUUGCUGAUCAGGAUGGUUGUGCUUUACUUGAAUGGGGGAACUUACCACCACAUGCCCAUAUAGAUAUUGCCCUGCAUUGUUACCAUAAGCAGGUCAUGAUACCAGCAGCAACACAUAAGACUCAACGUGAUCGAAGUUUUACCAAAAAAGCUGUUAAGCUUGCAUUGAAUGAUCUGAAGGAGAAAAAUAAAGGUGUUCUUCUCAGUUCACAUGCACUCAAGAUUUGCAGUUAUGCCCCUGAUCUUGCAAGAACAGUUGCUGGAUUGAUCUUGUCUUCCAAUGACUUGGACUUCCAAGGAGAAUGCUUUUCCAUGCUCGGGUUGCAGUUUCAAGAAAUAGAAGGAAAAGUUGUUGAAAACUGCAUUAAGGAAAGGAUUAUUUCAGUCAUAGAGAUGAAUGACAGAAAGCCUAGAAAAGGCCGAGAAGAUGCACCUGUUCUUUUUGAUGAUGACUGCUUCCAGGAACCAGACUUACUAGACGAGGAAUAUGAAGAAGGUGAGGAUGCCUUUAGUUCUUUGGAUCUAUAGUACUAUAUUUCUAUCACGAGUCAUAUCAACACUAUAGAUAAGCUAUUCCUUUUCAUGAAUUUUAUGCCAUAUAAAUUGUAAAUGCUAUAGUGAUUCACAGGAUACUGAAAGAAAUAAAUGGAGACUUUAAUUUGCUGAUUUCAAAAAGAUUUUCUGAGAAUUUCAACCUUCAAACGUUAUGAAAUGUUUGUGUAUGAAGCCUU
Molecule: messenger RNA, 1838 nt
Organism: Cornus florida
Lineage: Eukaryota; Viridiplantae; Streptophyta; Magnoliopsida; Cornales; Cornaceae
Product: type 2 DNA topoisomerase 6 subunit B-like
Exons: 12
Coding region: 199-1635 (478 amino acids)
Biological process (GO): meiotic DNA double-strand break formation; reciprocal meiotic recombination
Cellular component (GO): condensed chromosome
Molecular function (GO): protein-macromolecule adaptor activity
Source: RefSeq, a predicted model, not a curated record